Dendroctonus ponderosae (mountain pine beetle) is the source of this 2437-nucleotide messenger RNA. Its product is annotated as RNA-binding protein RO60. Bases 356 to 2032 code for a protein of 558 amino acids. NCBI's taxonomy places the organism in Eukaryota, Metazoa, Arthropoda, Insecta, Coleoptera, Curculionidae. Gene Ontology annotation, molecular function: RNA binding. Gene Ontology annotation, cellular component: ribonucleoprotein complex. The record is from RefSeq and is a predicted model, not a curated record. The transcript is spliced from 7 exons.
UAUUCGAAUUGUUCGAGUUUGAUUCCGAGCCCUAAUACCUAACAGAGACAAGUACCAGUAUUUGUACAAGAGUACAAGUACUUGUCUCUGUACCUAAUCUGUGGUACCUAAUACAUACCCGUUUUGGUAAAUAGAAGUUUGUUUUGAUUAAUGUAACCUCAAACUGACUUGCGCAUGUCAUUUAAGCAAGGAGUCAGCUAGGAUAUAUGCGCUAGUUCUGCGGGAAUUUGACAAAUCUGCAAAUCAACUGUUUAGCAUCGGAAAAAGUUGCAAAAAGCGAUCAGGACAGCAGGUAGGAAUGUUGGGGUUUUAGCGCUUUUGUCAGUGUGCUUCAGUAAACACUGCGAGCGCUGCAAUGGAGUGGUUCGAGAUAAAAUCGCCCAAAAAAAUUCCAGCCAUGAUUGCUUCGCUGAGCUUAGACCAGAGGCUCAGACGGCUGAUCUACAUGAACUCGGUGAUGCCAGAGUUCCAUGUGGGGGACCCGGACAUAUACCAGGUUCACCUGUCCUCGCUGCGCCUGACCGUCCUGCAGGAGGCUCUGGACGACGACUUGAAGCAGCUGUUCCUCCUGAUAAAUAAGGCGAUGGCUAAGGGCGGCAUCCCCCGCCGCCCCAUAAUUUUCCAACUGUUGGCCCUGUUGAUGACCAACCCCGAAGCCACUGCGGACCAAAAGAACCGGAUAAUGGCCAAAGUGCUGGAGCUGAGUGACAACGACAAGGACUUUUUUGGCUUCAUUUGCUGUUACACACGCAGCAGGGCGGGCUGUAAGUUGCCUACCAGUGUGGCCAAAGGGGUCCGCAAGUUCUACGGAGCGAAGAACCCCGAAGAGCUGGCCAGGAGCAUUGCCGCGUCCGAGCGCAUAUGCGGUUGGUCACAUAAGGAUCUCAUCAAGCUGGCACACGUCAAGCCGAAUAGCCCCCUGAUGAGCGCGGUCUUUAACUACAUCCUGACCAGGAAGCUAGACGAAGACGCCACUGAGGCCCAGUUGGAAGUGCUGAGGAUUAUCAAGCAGGCGGAGCAGCUACGACGCUGCGUUGAUCCAGCCGAAGCUGCAAUACUGCUGAAAACUUCAGAGUUUAGCUUGGAGCAUUUGAUGCCGAGUUUGACAGGCAGCGAACAGGUCUGGAAUGCGGUUCUGCUCAAGCUUUCCACCCAGCAGAUUUUGGGACUUUUACUCAAGCUCCACAAGCUGAACUUUCUCACGCCCGCCUCGCUAAUCAGUUGCCUGGUCAUCCAGUUGCUAACCGAUCCGGAGAGAGUAGAAAAGAGCGGCGUGCACCCGCUAGAGGUGUUCAAGCAGCUGAGGCGUUUGGAAAAGGGUGGCAAGCCGGUGGACCCAAAGCUGCUCACUUACUUAAAAACGACCAAGAAGCUGUCGGAGGAGAAUCUGAGAAAGAUUCAGGAGACGCAACCUAUCGACUGUCCCCAUAUCGUUUCGGCCCUGUGGCGCUGCUUUGACUUGGCUUGCGCCAACGUGACCCCAUCGCACAAGCGGUAUCUGGUGGUGAUUGAAGUGCCGCCCGUCGGCGAGAAUCGGCUCUGCAUCGGCAGCAAAACAGUCACAUAUCUGGAGGCAGCGGUGGCGUUCGCUGCAGUCCUGCAGCGCGUCGAGCCGCAGGUUACUCUAGCAGUACAUCAGAAGGCGGACUCCCUGCAGCUCGUCCGUGUGAAGAAACCUUGUCCAGUUGAAGAACUGCUACGACAAGUCGCGGCCACUAACAGCGCUGGCGCCUCCUUACCGACCUGCUUCACUUGGGCGACGGCCCAUCGGGAGCGUGUGGAUGUUUUCGUGAACUUUGUCCAGAAGAGCCCGCGCCGAUCGGGCCACAGCCGUUCGCCCGCUCUUAGCGAAUCGAUGCUCAACUACCAGACGGCCAUGAAUCUGCCCAACACCAAGAUGAUUGUCUUCAUUCCUGUGGAAAGCCCGCUUGAAGGCUGGGACAAAACACCAACCAAGGUGCUGACCAUCAUGGGCUUCGACCACAUCGCCUGCAAAGUGGCCCAGUGCUUUGCCCGCGACGAUUUCUCCUAAUUCGAUCCGAUUUCGACGAAAAGCUGAGAUAUUGUGUCCAUCCACAAAGAAGGUGUUCAAAUACCAAGUGCACGUAUAUCGGUGCCACAGUGGUGUCUUAGAAUAAGUCUUCAAUUGUUAGCUCUUCAUAUGCGCUCUCUGCUUGCUAAAGCGUCUCUAUUUAUUAACAUGCCCCGUCCCAGCACCUCAGAAUCUUCUCAUUUGUGAUAAUUACUUGCACAGAGUAAGUUUAUUUCGUUUUCUCAUUCAUAUUGAUAUCGGACACGCUUUAAUUCUUGUUAUUAGAAUGAUUUGUAUUUUGGAAUAAUAUAUUUUCAUUAAAAAAAACACUCCAGUGGAGGCCUUUUGUUUAACCAGGGCGAUUGAUUUCAUUUGCAGAAAGUUUUGGUUAACUGGGUGUUGAGG